This is a messenger RNA of Danaus plexippus (monarch butterfly), 2321 nucleotides long. Its product is annotated as homeobox protein Nkx-2.1-like. Bases 49 to 1023 code for a protein of 324 amino acids. Gene Ontology annotation, molecular function: DNA-binding transcription factor activity, RNA polymerase II-specific; RNA polymerase II cis-regulatory region sequence-specific DNA binding. NCBI's taxonomy places the organism in Eukaryota, Metazoa, Arthropoda, Insecta, Lepidoptera, Nymphalidae. Gene Ontology annotation, cellular component: nucleus. The transcript has 6 exons. Gene Ontology annotation, biological process: regulation of transcription by RNA polymerase II; cell differentiation. The record is from RefSeq and is a predicted model, not a curated record.
GCCACUAGAGGCUGAGCCGUCGAGUGGCCCCGAGUGUCGACCGGUCGGAUGUCCGCGGAGGGCGGCGGCUACUCGCCGUGUCCGGCGGAGGCGCUGCCGGAGCUGAGCGCUGCCGAGCUGGCGAUGAGCCUGUCGCCCAAGUCGGCCUUGCUGCAGCAGAACCUGUCCCAGCUGCAGCUCCAGCACUCCACGCCGUUCUCGGUCACCGACAUCCUGUCGCCCAUCGAGGAGUACCGCAAGUUGGAGCUGGCCAACAAUCCGCCUUCGCCGUACAGGUCCAACUCGUCAGGCAGCAGCAUCAACUCCCCCCUGGGGCCGGCGGCGUCCUGCGGGAUGGCCGGGAACCCUUACGCGGUGCCGCUGUACGGCGGGGCUCCGGUCCAAGGUUACGGCUGCGCGCCCGCGGACCUCCCGCACUAUGGGGACAUGCGCGGCGCGAGCUGGUAUCCCGCCUCCAACGACCCCAGGUUUGCCAUUUCCAGGCUGAUGACCUCAACGUCGGGCGGUAUGGGCCACGUCAACAACAUGGGUGGACUGGCGGCCUGCGCUGGACCUGAUGCAAAGCCAAUGCAGUUCCCACUAGCGCAGAGGCGUAAGAGAAGAGUACUGUUCACUCAGGCACAGGUGUACGAGCUGGAGAGGAGGUUUAAGCAGCAGAAGUACCUGUCGGCGCCGGAGAGGGAACACCUAGCGUCGCUCAUACACCUCACGCCGACACAGGUCAAAAUUUGGUUCCAAAAUCAUCGCUACAAAUGCAAACGACAGGCGAAGGAGAAGGCGAUGGCGGAACAGAAUCAACACAAUCAGUCGGCGUCUUCUCCGCGUCGUGUGGCGGUGCCAGUGCUGGUGAAGGACGGCAAGCCGUGCGGGUCGGGCGAGUCCUCGUCCCCGGCACACUGCGCCACCCCCACCAGCUACCCGGCGCCCCAGCAGGCCGCCUGCAGCAACCUGUCGUACCGCCAGCCCGCCGCCUACCAGCAGCAGUGCUCCGGCUACCUGCCGCUGCAAGGACGAGCCUGGUAGAAAUUCCCACAGCUUUACCACGAGACAAUGUUCAAAGAGGAGAUGUACUUCGAUUGAUUCCACGCUGACGGAUGAAGUCGAGUCUCUGUUUCAUGUCAAAGAUUCGUUUGGCGUCUUCGAUGGGAACAUUGUCACUGGUAAAGCGGUGGAAGAGUCUACCGUGAGUGACGUUUAGUGAGUGAUAGUGACCUUGGUGACGGUGACGGGAGUGUCGGACCCUACAGCGGCAGUCGGUGUAAAUAUUCAGUUAGAGUAAAGCACCACUAAGGAUUUGACUUUAAUCUUAUAUUUCUUGUAAAUUGUUUUAGUCGAAUGCAUUCCGUUUUGAUUUCGUGAAACUGAUUUCCCGUACCUUAAAAUACUCCACACGUAAAGUAUACAGUGUAGUGCCGGUAGCAGACACCAGAGAUUCCGUUCUGAUGACCCUCAGCUUGUAACCCUAGAGCUACUGUAAAUAACUGAUGAAGUAGGUAAUUGUUGUGUGAAUAGUAUAAUUUAUAUUUCAAGCGAUCGAUGUUUGUUGUGAGUGUGUAGAUAGACGGUUUCUUGUACAUAUCUUAUAGCUGACAGAACGUUUCAUACAUAUAUUAUGUUACAAUAGUCUUCUAGAUGCAAAUGUUACGAUAACGUAAUGAUUACGACAUUAUUAUUAGUGGUUCGUUUGUCCGGAGAAACUGUGAAAAGUAUGUAGUACCCAUUGAACGGGAAUAAAACCGAUUGCAUGUUUGAUUUAUAGCGACUUAUGAAGUUGAAUUAAAAAACUUUCUCAUACGAUGCAUAUGUUUUCUUUUGCCCGUACAACGAAGUUAUUUUGUCAGCCCAAUUUUCCUCCGACCGAAGGGUGUGGGUCGGCUAAGAUAUCGAAUACAUGAGCGUAAUUGACUACGAGCCCCUAAUUGGGUGCCGAUCGUGUAACCCCUCCUUUACAGAUUAUAAACAACCUCACGAAUACAUCAAAUUAAUAUUGUACUUAAAAUUAUUAUUUUUCUAUUUACGAUGUAAAUAUUAAUGUAGACUAUUCGAAGUGAGUUGGUAAUAUAGUAGAAAAUGGCGUGAGAGCGCGGAAAGGAAACAUAGCAAUAAGUCUUAAGUAAUUUUGUCAGUUGUAACAGAUUUUUUAAAGAUUAUUAUUAAUAUUUUGUAACUUAAUUUAUACGGACAUGUUUUGCGAUUUAGGCCGAUGUAAUUAUUCUAGUUAGGUUUAGUGAAGUUGUAAUUAUAAAUAAUAGAAUUAAUACCAAAAGGAAUUUGUAACGGUAACGAGGUGAGGUGUAUGAAUUUCGAUUUAUUAAUUUAAU